Messenger RNA from Zalophus californianus (California sea lion), 5993 nucleotides. RefSeq names its product DNA cross-link repair 1A (gene DCLRE1A). The coding region runs from base 1033 to 4191 and encodes 1052 amino acids. Gene Ontology annotation, molecular function: damaged DNA binding; 5'-3' DNA exonuclease activity. The transcript has 9 exons. The record is from RefSeq and is a predicted model, not a curated record. NCBI's taxonomy places the organism in Eukaryota, Metazoa, Chordata, Mammalia, Carnivora, Otariidae. Gene Ontology annotation, biological process: interstrand cross-link repair; protection from non-homologous end joining at telomere; double-strand break repair via nonhomologous end joining.
GCCGAGGGGAGCGGACGCAGCUGGAGCUACGCCGGAGGGUGUGCGGGUGGCAGGUGGGCUGCGGCGAGGAUCCGGGUGGGCUGGGCCUCCGACUUCGGAAGCGGAGGGCUCUGAUAGCUUUUAUGGAACCGGCUGUGCUCGCAGCUCACUCUCUCCCUGCCCUGGAAGGGAUAAGGCCCCACUCAGUGGCCUUGCAGCCUCCUGAGUUCAAAGAGAAGGCAGAGAAGGUGGGAGGCAUCAGGCAGGUGAAUCUUGGUUUUGAGGCCGGGGAGAGAGGGCUGGCCACCUCUAGGGCAGACCACUUAUGCAGUCUGGAGUUAGGAGUGUGGGUGGCCUCAGUGCAGGCACAACUUCACUUGAAUUUUUUUUGUCCAUUGUUCAGUGUUUGUUCGUUGCUGCUGGAAGAAGAUACUGGGCUGACCCAGGAAACUGAAGUGGUUGAAUAUCCGAGUCAAGGAUAAGGGCAAUUAUUACUCCCCCGAUUCACACACCUCUUUGAUUAUGGCGUGAUUAUGGAGGUACCAGCAAGCUGAGAUAGGCAUUUAAUGUUUGGAAACCCUGCUAAGCCAACUGCCCAGGGACUGUGGUUUUAUUUGUGAAUUAUUUGGACAAUUGUCCAGUUGAAAGGGAACUGACAGGAGCUUUAUAACAAUUUUACAAAGCUCAUUCUAAGAUUAAGCUAUUGAACCUAUACUUCCUAUUAGUGCUUAAUUUUCCAAGUAUUACUGAUUCUUAUUUUUAUGAAUCAAGUCCUUGGAAAGACCGACACACUUGAAUGAAAUAGUGGUCACAAUGGGAAAAUUCUCAGAUGCUACCCCUGUGGUAGGUUCUCUUAAUUUUAUUGUGGUAUAAAUGGAAUAGCAGGUGUUCUCAGGUAUAAGGCUUGUAGUUUGCCAAUACAUUCAUUACCAAAACUUUAGAUUCCCAUCAAGUUAGUGGGGGUUUUGUUACUUUUUUUUUCAGGAAAAUAUUUCCAUUUGAAAUUUUUGUAACAAGAAAUAGAUUCUCCAUUUACUUAAAAAUCAUUUUGCCAUGUUAGAAGAUGCUUUUUUGGAAGAAGACAUCUGGGAAUACAAAUCUAAAAGAAAACCAAAACCAGUACAUACAAAUAAUUGCUCUGAGACUAUCCCAAAAUCUGUUGAAAAAGCAACAGAUGGAAAAUACCAGUCGAAACGAAACAGAAAUAAAAAAAGAACCGCAGAAGCUGAAGAGAAGACAAAGGACCCCGAAAUGUGCCUUGGAGAAACAGCUAGUCAGACUUCUGUAGCUUCUAGUCAGAAUUCUAGUUGCGGAGAUGGUAUUCCCCAGUCCCAAGACAAGGAGAUGGCUUCAGGAAAGCAUUGCAGGACUCGCAAAAACAAACAAGUAUCUCCAAAGAUACGUCCAGUUUAUGAUGGAUACUGCCCAAACUGCCAGAUGCCUUUCUCCUCAUUGCUAGGUCAAACACCUCGAUGGCAUGUUUUUGAGUGUUUGGAUUCUCCAUCAGUCUCUGAAACAGAGUGUCCUGAUGGUCUUCUGUGCACCUCAACAAUUCCUUCUCACUUCAAGAGAUACACUCACCUCCUGCUUGCUCAGAGCAGAGCGGGCAAUAGUCCUUUCAGCAGCCCAACACGUGGGCCAGGGGAUUGCUUCAGUGAGACUAAUUCGGUCUUUCUCUGUGGCCUUGAGGAAAGAUGGUCUCUGCAUCAGAAGCCAAUGGAAAACUUAAUUGUUUCAACUUACCCCUCGUUUGUGACACCGUAUCUAAAGAAAUCUCAGUCUCCAACUGAAACCAAUAAAAAGAUUUCUUCUUCUUCUUCAACAAAUAUCCAACAGUCCCAACAAAACGUACAAUUUCCAGAAUGUGUUAAUGAUGACAAACUGGUGGGAUUCAGUUUGCCUCUUGCUGAAGAACUAGACAGCCAAAGCAACUCAGAACACAUACACUCUCCAUUGCCAGAAAAUGACUUUAGUAGCUGUGAAAUCUCUUAUUCUCCACUUCAAACUGAUGAGGAAACUUACAGUAUGGAUGAAAAGCUGGGUGAUUUGCAGCAGGAGCUAUUCUUUACGGAGAGCUCUAAAGAUGGCAGCCUGGAAGAUGACAACAGCUCCACUUUGUUUCAAAAACUCCAUGGUCCGUUCCUGAAGGACCAGCAGGAGAAUGGCCCCCACGUGGAUGGCUUCUUAACUCAGGAUAAAUACCAAGAAGUAUUGUAUAAAUACAACGCUCUCACUGGUUCAUCUCAACUUUUUUUCCAAAAUAAGGGUGUUACUCUGUGUGAUGAUCCAGCACAUAGUGGUAAUGAUUUUGCGCUGUUUCCAUCUGCAUCAGCACAAGGGCUUAUUUCUAGUUAUCAGGCCACUAAAGCGAAACCUGGUAAGCCAGAAUGUCACCCAUCUCAAUCAAAUAAACAGAAACAGGCAAUUGAAGAAUCAGCUGUUUGCAAUCAGAUUUCUCUUCCGUCACUUACUAGUGAGAUGCCAAGAGCUUUCCCAAGGCAAGGAGAAGGGGAUCUUUCUUUCCGUCCAACCCAAAGUAAAAUUGGAAAAUCAUCAAAUAAGAACUUCAAUGCAAAGGACAAUGCUAAUUCAGCAUGUGUCUGCAGAAAGGCAUUAGGUGGUCGACUAGACAGUAAAGCUACAGUUCCCAAAACAGAGAACUCUUCCAGUGCACUUAAUGCUGCCGAGUCACUGAAAAUGUCGCCAUCUGGUCCCAAGUGUCCUGCAACACAGCCUUCUUCCAAAGUAAUGAAGCAAAUGGAUAUAGGUGUUUAUUUUGGACUACCACCCAAAAGAAAAGAAGAGAAAUUGCUAGAGGGAAGUGCGGUGGAAGGGAUGAACUUAAAUCCAGUUGUAAGUCCUAAUGAAAAGAGGUCGCGGCAGCGCAAGAGGAAAGCAGAAAAAUCUUUAAGUGAUUUAGAACUCGAUGCCAAGAAUUUAAGUGAGAGUCAGCCCUCUGUGGAACUUUCUAGUGAGAGGUCACAGCAUCAAAGAAAGAGACUUAAAAAGUCAGUUUCACUACAGGAAGGAGCACAUCAGAAGAGGUCACAUCACCUUAACAGGACAGAAUCUGGAAGAGUCAAUUUAAGGAAAGACAAAGUCUUCAUAAAAUCACCUUGUGGCAGGCUGCAGAGAGGGAACACGAAAAUCCCGGAGUCACCUCAUGCAGGACAAUUAAGAACAAGGACAUGUCCAUUCUAUAAGAAAAUACCUGGGACUGGCUUUACAGUUGAUGCCUUCCAGUACGGACUGGUUGAAGGGUGCACAGCCUAUUUUCUCACACAUUUUCAUUCUGAUCACUAUGCUGGACUAUCUAAAAACUUCACAUUUCCAAUUUAUUGUAGUGAGAUAACUGGCAAUUUGUUGAAGAGCAAACUUCACAUACAAAAACAAUACAUCCAUCCAUUGCCGAUGGACACGGAAUGUAUAAUAAAUGGUGUAAAAGUUGUUUUGCUUGAUGCCAAUCACUGUCCAGGUGCUGUCAUGAUCCUGUUUUAUCUUCCUAACGGUAACGUCCUAUUACACACCGGCGACUUCCGAGCAGAUCCCACCAUGGAACGUUCUCGUCUUGCAGGCCAGAAAGUCCACACGCUUUACUUAGAUACAACAUAUUGCAGCCCAGAAUACUCCUUUCCGUCUCAGCAAGAGGUUAUCCAGUUUGCCAUCAACAUUGCCUUUGAGGCAGUAACUCUAAACCCACGUGUUCUCGUUGUCUGUGGCACUUAUUCUAUUGGAAAAGAGAAAGUCUUCCUAGCCAUUGCUGAUGUUUUAGGUUCAAAAGUGGGCAUGUCCCAAGAAAAAUAUAAAACCUUACAGUGCCUCAACAUACCAGAACUUAAUUCCUUCAUCACCACGGACAUGUGCAGUUCACUGGUUCACCUUCUCCCAAUGAUGCAAAUUAACUUUAAGGCUUUACAGAGUCAUUUGAAGAAAUGUGGUGGAAAAUAUGAUCAGAUUUUGGCUUUUCGACCUACAGGAUGGACGCAUUCUAGCAAGUUAAUGACUAUAGCAGACAUUAUUCCCCAGACCAAAGGAAACAUUUCAAUAUAUGGAAUCCCUUAUAGUGAACACAGCAGCUACCUAGAAAUGAAGCGGUUUGUUCAGUGGCUGAAGCCCCAGAAAAUCAUACCUACCGUGAAUGUUGGCACCUUGAAAUCUAGGAGGACAAUGGAGAAAUAUUUUAAAGAGUGGAAAUUGGAAGCUGGAUAUUGAUGUUACCUGAAAGGACUCAGAACUAGUUAAGUAACUUAGGUAUAGCUCAUUACUAGUUAAAUCUUUAGUGAUAUGAAAUGUGCUGUAUGGGGAAAGCCUCGUGAAGGCUGCUCGGAUAGCUUGUUUUCUCAUUUAUGUUUGAAUAGCAUGUUCAUGGUGCCAGGCAUCUCUCAGCAUCAUCAGUAAUGAUGGAGACUGGUCCCCCAAGCGCCCUUGAUUCUUGCUCUUCCCUCAGGAGCAGGUAUACUCUGCAUCUGGCCACGGGAGAGGCAGAAAAGGCAGCCUUAGGGACCAAAGGAUUCAUGAUAAUAGAUAAAUGACAUUGAAAGCAUUAUAUUAUAAGUAAUUAUGUAUCUUUAAAAUUAUUUAAUAUGGAGCAUAUUUUUAUGAAAUAACUUUUAUAUAAUACUUAAAUAAAAAAUUAAUCUUAAAUUCGCCAUAGUGUCUUUUGGUUUUUAGGAUUUAUAACUGUGCUGUUCAUGCAGUUUUAAAAAAUUUCAAUGAAAAUAAUUUCAACACUUGACACUAAGGAAGAGGAUUCAAAGAGCCUAGGUAAUCACCCAAUAAAGGAUGGUGAAAAGUUUGCCUGAACUGAUGUUUAUCUGAACUGUUUACUCAAGACAUCAGAUAAGUAGAACUUCAGAUUGCAACAUUGUUUUUUUUAAGUGAGAUUAUAUAAUUUAUUUAUGUAUCUUGAUGUCUCCAACACAAAGUAGCUGAUCCAAAAUGAAAAUUUGGGGAGGCCAAUGCAUAUUAAAAUGUUUUUAUGGGAUUUAAAUAAGAAAACAAGUAUAAUGCAUGUAUGCAUGUGUGCGUAUGUAUAUUCUUGCAUUACCUCUAGCAAUGAUAUUAUGUGGGGAGUUUCUUAAUAAAUGUUUUCAUGGAAAAUUAUUUCCAGUAAUGAUUUCAGUAAGGAUAGUAUUCUCCAUGAAUAUUUUCACAAGAUUGAAUUUUACAUUGCUGUGGAGGUAGGAGUUAUAGGGAUCACAUUUAAGGGAGGAAAAGCUUUUAGGGGCACAGUGGUAGUAAAUCCAGUUUAACUGUACUCUCAGUUGACUUCAAUUACACACUUAAAAUAUUUUAACUUGUUUGGGUUUUUGAUGUUUUGAACUUUUCGUAACUUGUAAGUUGUUACACGUUACAAUUAGAAAAAGUCUGUGUAGUCCACAAAAACAGGCAUUUUGGGGAGAUGGUCAAGUCAUUUAUGGUCAUUUUAGUUUAUUAUUUGAGUAAUGGUCUUUUCUUAGAGUUGUCCUUUUUCAUUGGUAAAAAGAUUUUUCAUGAUUUUGGAGGUUUGACUUUGAAAAUCCAAGCAUCUUAUUUAAAGGCAACCUCAGCCUUUGUAUUAUCCAAUGCAGAAAACCUCUUUCUACACAAACAGCACUAUUUACAGCAGCUCGGAAUGGUGUCGUUUGCUGCCAUUGCCGCAGAAUACACAGAACCUCAUUUAGGGACCACCCCAAAGAGUUUUAAAUAUAAGUCACAAUCACAGCCAAACUUUCCGAGGCUCAGGCGAGAGCUAUAUAUGAAAUUCUUAGUUCCAAUACUUCACGCGUCGGUAGAUAAAAAAUUUCAAUUUUAAAGUGAAAUGAAAGAAGAAGAAAUCUACCAUCAACCCAAAAUAAAUGGAUGACAGCUCUUAAACAUCUUAAACACGUGUAGGGAAGAAAUAGAAUUAAGCCAGACCAGAGAAAAAUGUUUUACUCUAUCUGUAUUUGGAACUUUUCAGAAAGCUGCUUCACCUUACCUGACACUGUACAUUGAAUUCCCAGAGGCAGUGACACUUGACGGGCUGGUUCUAA